CCCAAAGCUGUGACUACCUCUGCCUAUGGUGUUGUGGGCCUGCUCUCUGUGCUUCCACGUGUAGUGUGUCUGCCGCGCUGUUUCCCUGAGUGAGAGAUGGCAGAGCUGGCUCUUUUCAGCGUCUCUGAUAAAACCGGACUGGUAGAGUUUGCGCAGCGGUUGAGCUCUCUUGGUCUUUCAUUGGUUGCGUCUGGUGGGACUGCCAAAUGUCUUCGUGAUGCUGGACUUGCUGUCAGAGAUGUAUCUGAACUUACUGGAUUCCCUGAGAUGCUGGGAGGACGUGUGAAGACCCUUCACCCAGCAGUUCAUGCAGGCAUCCUUGCAAGAAGCAACUCGGAAGAUCAGGCCGACCUCAGCAGACUGGGCUUCAGUUACGUGAGGGUGGUUGUUUGCAAUUUAUACCCUUUUGUGAAGACUGUGUCUGCACCCGGCGUCACGGUGGAGGAAGCUGUGGAGCAGAUUGAUAUUGGAGGUGUAACACUGCUGCGUGCGGCUGCCAAAAACCAUGCCCGUGUCACUGUUGUUUGUGACCCCGGUGACUAUGAGAGCACUGCUGAUGAAAUGGAGAAGUCUGAACAGAAGGAUACAACCCUGGAGAAACGCUGCCAGCUGGCUCUGAAGGCAUUCACUCACACCGCUCAGUACGAUGAUGCCAUCUCAGACUAUUUUAGAAAGCGAUAUAGUAAAGGUGUCUCUCAACUCUCACUCCGGUAUGGCAUAAACCCUCAUCAAGUCCCUGCUCAGAUCUAUACCUGUGGGCCACGUUUACCACUGACAGUGCUGAAUGGUUCCCCUGGUUUUAUUAACCUUUGUGAUGCUCUGAAUGGCUGGCAAUUGGUGAGAGAGCUGAAGAACGCUGUGGGGUUGCCGGCUGCUACUUCUUUCAAACAUGUUAGUCCUGCAGGUGCUGCUGUGGGAGUACCUUUAUCAGAGGAAGAGGCACGUGUCUGCAUGGUCCACGAUCUGUUCCAAACACUUACACCUCUAGCAACAGCCUACGCCAGAGCUAGAGGCGCCGACAGGAUGUCUUCAUUUGGUGAUUUCAUUGCAAUUUCUGACGUAUGCGAUGUUACCACAGCAAAAAUAAUAUCUCGAGAGGUCUCAGAUGGUAUUAUUGCUCCUGGAUAUGAAGAGGAAGCCCUGAAAAUAUUGUCUAAAAAGAAGAAUGGAAGUUACUGUAUCCUCCAGAUGGACCCUGCAUACGAGCCUGAUGGGACUGAGGUUCGGACUCUCUUUGGCCUUCAGCUAGAGCAGAAGAGGAAUGAUGGUCUCAUAGACAGGGCUUUGUUCAGCAAUGUGGUGACUGCCAAAAAAGAGCUCCCGGAAUCAGCAGUUAGAGAUCUGAUUGUAGCCUCUGUCGCUUUGAAAUACACUCAGUCUAAUUCAGUCUGCUACGCAAAGGAUGGCCAGGUGAUUGGUGCAGGGGCCGGCCAGCAGUCCCGUAUACAUUGUACAAGGUUAGCUGGGGACAAAGCUGAUAACUGGUGGUUGCGACAUCACCCACGAGUCCUGGGCAUGAAGUUCAAAGCUGGCGUGAAGAGGGCAGAUAUAUCAAACGCCAUUGAUCAGUACGUGAGCGGAACCUUGACAGAGGAGGAGCUUAUACAGUGGAAGACUCUGUUUGAGCAGCCACCAGAACUGCUGACAGAUGCUGACAAAAAGGAAUGGAUUUCUACCUUGAGUGGUGUUUCCCUUGGCUCUGAUGCCUUCUUUCCUUUCAGAGAUAAUUUGGAUAGAGCAAAAAAGAGUGGUGUUGACUUCAUCGCUGCUCCUGCGGGUUCUGCGGCUGACAAAGCCAUAAUUGAUGCUUGUGACCAGCUGGGCAUUAUCCUGGUGCAUACAAACCUGCGUCUCUUCCACCACUAACGGUUGACAUGUUGUUUGAGUUUUGUGCAUUACAGUUUAAUUUACUGAAUAUUCCAUACGGUUAAACAUAAGUGCUUCUAGCAGUCUUUCGCCGUGCAUAAAACAGAAGGAUGUUGUAUUGCGCUUUCAUGCUACACAACUCCAGCAACAUUCUUUGGAAUUGUUGCAAUUCAAACUCUUCUUUGUUCUAGUUCACUUUACUCUUCUUACAUGUCUGGUUUCUAUGUUGUGAUCCAUUCUUGUAUUUUCAAUUAAAGCAAGCUGCUAUCA
Molecule: messenger RNA, 2136 nt
Organism: Spea bombifrons (plains spadefoot toad)
Lineage: Eukaryota; Metazoa; Chordata; Amphibia; Anura; Pelobatidae
Gene: ATIC
Product: 5-aminoimidazole-4-carboxamide ribonucleotide formyltransferase/IMP cyclohydrolase
Exons: 16
Coding region: 97-1866 (589 amino acids)
Biological process (GO): 'de novo' IMP biosynthetic process
Cellular component (GO): cytosol
Molecular function (GO): IMP cyclohydrolase activity; phosphoribosylaminoimidazolecarboxamide formyltransferase activity
Source: RefSeq, a predicted model, not a curated record